UGCCGGUGCCGCUGGGGCACAGCGGAGUGAGUGCUGUGGUGGAGGCAGCGGCGGGAUGGGGUUGGCUUCCUGAAGCGGGGCGGGGGAGGGCGGGAGGGGGCUGGUUUUGCAUUUCGGUCCCUCUCCGCCCCCCCCCCCCCCCCCCCCCCCCCCCCCCCCCCCCUCGCCCCCAACCCCCACCCUCCCUCUGCCCCUCUCUCCUAAGUUCGCCGCUCUUACGCGGCCGCUCCGGAGCGGCUGGCUGCGGGCUGUCCCUGCCCUCGCUCCCGGCUCUGCCUGCGGCGGGGCAGGCAGGGACAGUGGGGAAGCCGAGGCGACCCAGGGAGCGGCCCGCCGCCCUCGGGGAGGCUCUGCUUCGGGGAGCAGUAGUGGGGGGAGGCGGCUGGCACAGGCGCUGGGUUCCGCCGCCCGCCCCCCGGCACCGACGCCGUCUGCCCAAGCGCUGGCAGCCCCGGGAGAUGGUGACACAUGAAGCGUACGGGAAGGACCAUGGUUGAAAGGACCAGCAAGUUCUUGCUGAUCGUGGCCGUCUCGGUGUGCUUCAUGCUUAUCCUGUACCAGUACGUGGGGCCGGGGCUGAGCCUGGGUUCCCCCAGCGGCCGCUCCUACUCGGAGGAGCUGGACCUCUUUCCCACGCCGGACCCACACUACGUGAAGAAGUACUACUUCCCUGUGCGGGAGCUGGAGCGGGAGCUCGCCUUCGACAUGAAGGGUGAGGACGUUAUCGUCUUCUUGCAUAUCCAGAAGACCGGCGGUACCACCUUCGGCCGCCACCUGGUGCAGAACGUACGGCUGGAGGUGCCCUGCGACUGCCGGCCCGGGCAGAAGAAGUGCACCUGCUACCGCCCCAACCGCCGGGAGACCUGGCUCUUCUCCCGCUUCUCCACGGGCUGGAGCUGCGGGCUGCACGCCGACUGGACCGAGCUCACCAACUGCGUGCCCGGAGUGCUGGACCGCCGGGAGAGCGCCGCUGCCAAGACGCCCAGAAAAUUUUACUACAUCACACUGCUGAGAGAUCCCGUAUCUCGUUACCUCAGUGAAUGGCGUCACGUCCAACGAGGAGCUACUUGGAAGACCUCCUUGCACAUGUGUGAUGGCAGGACACCAACUCCUGAAGAGCUGCCAUCGUGCUAUGAAGGCACAGACUGGUCAGGCUGCACUCUGCAGGAGUUCAUGGAUUGCCCGUAUAAUUUGGCCAACAACCGCCAAGUGAGGAUGUUGGCUGACUUGAGUUUAGUGGGCUGCUACAACAUGUCUUUCAUCCCAGAGAACAAGCGAGCACAGAUCCUGCUGGAAAGCGCAAAAAAGAACCUCAAAGACAUGGCCUUCUUCGGCCUGACAGAGUUCCAGAGAAAGACUCAGUACCUGUUUGAGAGAACUUUUAAUCUGAAAUUCAUCCGGCCCUUUAUGCAGUACAACAGUACCAGGGCAGGAGGGGUGGAGGUUGACAACGACACCAUCCGGAGGAUUGAGGAGCUCAAUGACUUGGACAUGCAGCUCUAUGACUAUGCAAAGGACCUCUUCCAGCAGCGCUACCAGUACAAACGGCAGCUAGAGAGGAUGGAGCAGAGGAUAAAGAAUCGGGAAGAGAGGCUUCUUCACCGGUCCAACGAAGCACUUCCCAAGGAAGAGACCGAAGAGCAAGGACGCUUGCCCACUGAGGACUACAUGAGCCAUAUUAUAGAGAAAUGGUAGCCUAGGCAGACUUUUAUAUUAACAGUACUCUAAGGUUUCCAUAGAAAAGAUCAUGGAAGUAAAAUUACAAAA
Dryobates pubescens (Downy woodpecker) is the source of this 1767-nucleotide messenger RNA. It is a transcript of the gene HS6ST1, whose product is annotated as heparan sulfate 6-O-sulfotransferase 1. Gene Ontology annotation, molecular function: heparan sulfate 6-sulfotransferase activity. The record is from RefSeq and is a predicted model, not a curated record. Gene Ontology annotation, cellular component: membrane. The transcript has 2 exons. The coding region runs from base 469 to 1695 and encodes 408 amino acids. Lineage: Eukaryota; Metazoa; Chordata; Aves; Piciformes; Picidae.